AGAUCGAAAAUGUUAAUUGGAUAUCUUAAGUAAUUUCGAAGAUAAUAGUUUGUUCAAAAUUUGCUUUAUAUCGAGAGUAUAAGAAAGAACUCUCUGUCUAAAAAAAAUAAAAGAAAAGAACAGAAAAUAAAAAAAAAAAUAAAAAAAAAGGGGAAAAAAAUGAAAGGGAUAAAAGAAGCGGGAGCAAAACAUGUCAAGCGCAGCACGAUGCGCUUUACACGGUAGCGCCAGCUUCUGGUUCACUCGUUACUAACACUACUCUUUUGGCUCCUGUUUGACUGUUAAAAGAUAGAAGAAGUGGUGUGUGUUGUGUUGGAUAAACGCGUCGCGCUAUAACGUGGGUAUUUUAUAUAGUUAAGAACGUUGUCAGUCGAUUUAACGAAGCUUUCUUGAUAAUAUUGUUCGUUUGACGUCCAGCUCCCGCUGAUAUCCGGCGACACGGUCUUUCAUUUUAAAUAUAACGGUGUAUAAAUAAGUAUGAGCAAUAGCAGGAAUACGCGGAGCUCAACACGAACGUAUACAUUUUUCUGAUACGCACGUUUGUGGACUAUCGAUCAUCGCCCCGAUAUUUUUCUAUUUUCAUCGGAGAUCCAAGAUCAAGGGUGCAUCAUCAAAUGCUCUCAACAUUUAUGACUUUUUCUUUGACGUUUACCGUAUAUGUUCUUUGUGCGUGGGUAUGCAGUACCGAAACACCAAGAAACACUUGAAUCCAAAGUCUGUCAGGAAUUUGGAAUAUACCUUUGUUUUUGGAAGAACGUAUUUGGAUUAAAAGAGUUCUUUUAAACGAUGAAUACUUGUUGUGCACUGACCAAGGGCUGCUCAGUUUGCCACUUGACCCAGUUUUAUAAAAAGAAUAUACACAAUGCUGUUCUUCCCGAACUGGUUACAGCCGCAAGGCGUGCUGGACGAUGUUGAGAAUUGUUAUGGGAUCAGUACAGAUUCCUGUAUAAUGUUUGAGGAGUUCUGCAUAUUUGCCGCAGAACUGGCACUUCUGUGCGAAAGAGGAACAGUCGUUCCUAUGAGCACCUCUCAUUUUUUACACUGUGAUGGAAAGGAUACUAAUCACAAAAUUGGUUCAAAGAGAAUGGCAUAUGAGGUAUUUUUGGGUGGCUCUUGUAAUCCAACCACCUGGAGGUCAGAGAUAGCAAUACCGACACUUCAAAGACUUGGAAUUACUUACUAUAAUCCUCAAGUAUCACAAUGGGGUCCAGAGCUUAUAGCUCAGGAAUAUGAAGCAAAACAAACAGCACGUGUUCUGCUUUUUGUAAUUGAUAAUCAAACUCGUAAUAGUGCAGGAAUUAUAGAAGCAGCUCAAUUGGCAGCAACUAGGAGUGAAUCUCUGAUUCUUGUAAUUUAUCCGUACCGGCAAGAUCAGACUAUACUCGGAGAAAGUGUUUCAUCACAGGAAUACUAUGAUUUAAUGAAUGGAUUGCUUGUACUUCAAUAUUUUAUGGAAAGAAACAGGAUACCUAUAUUCGAAAGUGUGUCGAUUGCUCUAAAUUGUACAUCUAAGGUUUUGCGCGAACAAAUAAACGUACAGGACUUACAUGCUGAUGAUGGGGUGAGACCUAUGAGAAUCUCUCUAAGUCAAAAUGGGUCCGAUAUAAUAAUGUUAAGAGAGAUUUUUAAAUCUUUGGACAUUAAUGAUAGUGGUACAAUAAGUUUAAGAGAAGCUUGGGUAGCCUUACAGACAAACACAAAAUGUAAUGUGUCAGUUUCAGAUCUGCUCAAUGCUGUAAAUAAAUCAGAAACGUACAGAAGCGUGAUCGAUGGCUUUCCAGGGAAGGGGAGUGAUCCAGCAGAAUCGCGGAUAAACUUCGAACAGUUUUACACUUUAGCCAGCGAAGCUUCAUGGCGGAUGAAGAACAAUGGAGUUUCUUGUGAAAAUUGGACUAACUCCUUAAUACCAGAGUCUGAAAAGAGAGACCUGUAUGUUGGAGUGGUCACUAAAGAUCUGUAUUGGUUAGAAUCUUCUGCAGCUCCAUUAAUUGAGUCUAUGGGUUUGACUCUAUAUCGACCAAGCCUGAAUGAGUACAACGUAAGGGUAUUGCCACAUGAGUUACAAAGGAUGAAAAAUUCGCGGUUAAUCCUAUUAAUUGUACCGCAGCACUCUCGUGGCAUUGCCAUAAUGGCAUUAGCAGCUCACAUGAUUGGAAUACGUGCUAAGCUUGUCCUGUGCGUUCAAACUCUUCCUGAAGGUUGUAUUAUUUCUGGUGAAAAGUUAACCGAACAAGCCACGAAAGACUAUAAUCGGGGAAGGAUGUACCUGUCGGAUUAUGCAAAGCGCGAAGGUGUACCUGUUUUUCAGAAUAUCGCUGAUGCACUGCAACAUGCGAUACAGCUAGUUCAAAGUCCCUAUACAAUGUCUACAAUUACGGUGGAACCCCAUCCAGAAAUUACCGUUACGACGGCCAGAGAGAACGAGUCAUUGGGUAUUCUACUUAUACGAUUUGUGGCAAUAUAUUGGAAAUCUUUUAUAAUUGUACUAUGGCCACUGAUCCUUUUACCAUUAGUAUUUAUCGAAACUAAAGAGGUAUUGGCGAUGCGAUGUUUAUACGUGGUCGCCUUGAUGGCAAUGUUUUGGGUAACAGAAGUUCUACCAUUACCCAUCACAGGUCUCAUACCCGUGGUAUUUUAUCCUCUAAUGGGUAUUAUGAGCACUAAUGAAACUUGCCUUUGUUAUAUGAAUGAUACCACAAUGAUGUUCUUUGGUAGCUUGGUCAUCGCCGUUGUUAUUGAAAACUCUGGUCUACAUAUGCGUAUUGCUCUUUUGAUUAUCAAAAUGAUUGGUUGCAGUCAUAGAAGACUGACUUUAGGUCUAUUUUUCGUGACGAUGUUCAUUUCUAUGUGGAUUUCUAAUACCGCAUCUACCGCGAUGAUGAUACCGAUUGUGGAGACUGUACUUAUAGAACUUGAAGCACAAGGACUUGGUGAUAUGUUCAUUCAAGAAAACGAAACCAUUAAUAAUGAAUCAGAGACUUUAUCUGCUACAAAAAGACCAACACAUAGUACGAUGGUGUAUUAUUUGGUAGCAGCAUAUGCUUCAAGUCUCGGUGGUAUUGGUACAAUAGUAGGAAGUGGGACAAAUUUAACUUUGAAAGGAUUCUUCGAAACGCGUUUUCCAAAUAGUCCAAGUAUAAGUUUUGCUUCUUGGAUGCUUUAUUCGGUACCAACAAUGUUACUGAUGGGUAUUCUCACUUGGCUAUGGUUGCAAGUAAUGUAUAUGGGUUUAUUCAGGCCAAAAAGUAAAGAUGCUAGAGCGAUUGAUAUCGGCUCGCAAGGAGAACGCGUUGCUAGUGCAGUAAUAGACAAAAAAUACAAGGAACUUGGACCAAUUUCGUGGCACGAGUCUAUAGUUGGAAUUAUGUUUAUAAUUGUAGUAUUACUUUGGUUCUUUAGAAGUCCUGGAUUCGUUAAAGGUUGGCCAUCAUACAUCACGAAUUUGCCAGUCAAGGAUUCAACAGCAGCUUCGUGUUUGACAAUAUUGUUCUUCAUACUUCCAGCAAAACUUGACUUUCUGCAUGCCUUCGAUAAUGAUCCAAAUAAACGUCCUACGAAACCAUCGGCUGGUAUGAUAACAUGGCAAAUGAUACAUAAUAAAAUGCACUGGAGUUUGAUACUGGUGCUUGGUGGAGGUUUUGCUAUAUCAGCUGGUAGUAAAUCAUCUAAACUAUCAGAAAUCCUUGGAAAUGCAUUAAUAGGAUUGAAUUCUAUACAUCCAAUAGCAAUAUUAGCUAUUGUUUGUAUAUUCGCAGAAACUGUUACUGAACUCACUUCAAAUGUUGCUGUUGCAAAUAUUAUAUUACCAGUAUUAGCAGAAAUGUGUGUGGUGCUACAAAUACAUCCCUUAUAUCUUAUGCUUCCAGCAACUAUAUGUUGUUCAUUUUCAUUUCAUUUACCAGUAGGCACACCACCCAAUGCCAUUGCCAGUGCAGCAGGACAUAUAAAAACGAAAGAUUUUAUAAUUGCUGGGAUAGGUCCCACUAUUAUAACAAUAAUUAUAACUGUAGGAGCAUUUUGUACCUGGGGUACAUAUGUAUUUAAUUUAAAUGAGUUUCCAACAUGGGCCAUGCAGAAUAAAACAAUGUAGAUCUGA
Polistes canadensis is the source of this 4096-nucleotide messenger RNA. RefSeq lists its product as uncharacterized. Gene Ontology annotation, molecular function: citrate transmembrane transporter activity; succinate transmembrane transporter activity; calcium ion binding. NCBI's taxonomy places the organism in Eukaryota, Metazoa, Arthropoda, Insecta, Hymenoptera, Vespidae. Bases 863 to 4090 code for a protein of 1075 amino acids. Gene Ontology annotation, biological process: monoatomic anion transmembrane transport; citrate transport. Gene Ontology annotation, cellular component: membrane. The transcript has 23 exons. The record is from RefSeq and is a predicted model, not a curated record.